AUGCCGAAGAGGAAGAGAAGGGAGUGGCAGCAGCAGCCUGGCGAACUCGUGAGCAGCGAAGAUGAGAUUCGCGUCGCGACGCGUGUUGCAUCCACCAAACGUUUCAACGCUCACCACAGCGAAUCCGGAACAGAUUAUCUUGGAGAUCGCUUCCGCGCUCGCGCAGGCACAACUGUUGUGAAUGAUGGUUUUGUGACACCACUUACACUGGGAGGAGCUUCCGAGUCAACCAAACAGGAACAGGGUUCAGAGUCAACCAAAGAGGCCAGGGAAUUGCCAGCCGCACCUAUCAACGCGAAAGUCCUUGUUCCCGAUUGUCGCGAUGGCUCAGCCUACCCAAGGAGCAUUUACCAAGGAUUCGAACCGCCACUGAAGGAAGUGUCUGAGCGUGUGGCCAUCUCUCUUCUCGUGGCCGCCCAUAAAGAUGCACAUCUCGACGACGAAGAGUACACGUACAUUGCACUCGAUCAAUUCAGCAUUUACAGACCAGAAACCUCUAUCUACCAUGCAAAUGAACUAGUGACAUUGGAUCGGCUUUCAAGGGAUAGCUACCCAGAGUUCUGCUUUGAUGGAAUCCUUUCGGUUGGAUCGCACAAAUACUUCGUUCGCAACGUUCGAUUUGCGAUACUGGCUGUCGAUGGAUAUGGCGAGCCAGACGUUACGGAUAUGAGAGAUCAACUUUGCGUCCAGUCCAGUCAUGCUAAGAAACACGAUGCAUGGCUAAGGCUAGGUACGCCUGCGCGCGAGUACCAGCGAUUCUACCAGCCAUUUUUAUGGCUGGUGAAGUUUACCAAACACUUUGUGGACUACCUCCUGUGCACUAAGCAAGUCACCAUUGCCCAUUUUCGAGAGAAAUUUCUUACAUGGUUGCAGGAAAUGUAUGGGGACAAGGACUCAUCACUCCAGAUCUGGCUGCGCGAAGCCAACCUGCGAGACUUCAGAACCACAGUCGCAGCUCACGUGGAAUUGCUCUGGAAAGAGUGCUGCGGCACUCAACAACCUAGCGAUGAGAUACAAAUUUGCACGCAACCUAUCUGGGCAGAGGUUCACCCUGCACGCCUUGAUGCAAUCCCGGAGCAAGAGAACCUUGCGAAAAGAACAGUGGUCACUCCCUUCGCAUAUGACUGCUUCAAAUCCAUGUACUUCGCCGAUCAAUUUGUGGAGUCUCCAAUCACGGAUACCAAGGUCCAAGGAACAGUUCGACAACUCAAGGCCAAGCUAGGUCUUACACCGUUGUACGAGCCCAGGGCAUUCACUCCUAUAAGUAACACGUCCGAGCCUCCAGAGGCACGUGUUCCAGCUUCCUUAGCAAGUAAAGCUGCAGACAGCGCAGAGACCAUCAACAUCAAGGUGGGGGACGUUGUUAUGCUUCCCCCAGAGAAGGAAGGCAGUUGGCGGUCAGUUGCAGAUUGCUGGUAUGCCUACGUUCAGCGUAUCCACACGAAGGAUGGGAAGACCCGCCUUGACAUUCUCUGGCUGUACCAUGCAAGUGAUACCACUAUCGGGAAUGUCUACUACCCCUUCCAAAACGAGCUGUUCUUCUCAGACAAUUGCGGAUGUGACACGAAGGAACACCAGGAAUCCUGGGAUCUGGGAGAAGUCAUCCGCAAAGUUGAUGUCGCUUGGUUUACAAAGGACCCAUAUCAAGCAAAUGAGAAGGGACUUUUUGUACGGCAAAAAUUCCGCACGGUCCCAGAGAUGGACCACUUUGACUUCGUCACACUGCAAGAAACGGAUUUUAGAUGCCAUCAUCAGCCUGAUCACGUCGAGACAGAAGAGGAGGCAUAUGCGAUUGGCGAUGUUGUUCUAGUUCGGAACCCGCUCUUAACGCUUUGUGAAGUCGCGCAGGUCGUUGGGGGUGGCAGAAGGCGCUUGAAAUUACGCAGACUACAUGUACGCAGACGACGCGAAUCUCAGCCAGCUGYACGGGCGAACGAAUUGGUCGCAACUUCGGAGGUGUUUGAGGCCACUUUGGAAAAUGACAAGGGCAAUGACAGUGACAACGACGACCCGAUGGACGAAGAUGAUGCAAUAGGCCAGGUGGUUCGAAAGUGCCACGUGCAGACGUUUACACGCGAAGAAAUCGAUGGAGGCAAUCUGCCAGCCCCAUACGACCGCAAUGGCACUGGCGAUUUCUUCAUUAUGGAAGCGAGUGAGACUGAGAACGACAGCUUCCCGUCAAUCAACAAGGGCUGGGAUCCUCGAACUCCCAGUGGAUUUAAGAAGCUCACUGGACUUGGCAUCUUCUGCGGAGGUGGGACAUUCGAUCGAGGUCUAGAAGAAGGUGGAGCUGUGAAGUUCCAAUACGCAGUCGAUUGGACUGAGCAUGCACUACACAGCUAUAGAGCCAACUUGGAUCAACCCCAGGAAGUCGAUUUCUUCCUAGGCUCUGUUAACGACUACCUAGCGAAGGCGCUCUCUGGAGACCUCAGCGUCGCAGCCCCAGGAUCAGUUCAGCUCAUUUCCGCUGGAUCUCCGUGCCAGGGCUUCAGCCGCAUGCAGAUUAACACGGCCAGUGAGCAGUCUAAGCAGAACGCAUCGAUGGUAGCAUCUGUUGUCGCAUUUGCUGAUCUCUACUGCCCGCAAUACAUGAUACUUGAGAACGUGGUCUCCAUGACGGAGGGUCGAAAUGAGCGAAAAGAACACAACGUGUUCCAACAGAUCCUUGCCGCGCUUGUGGCUCUUGGAUAUCAGAUCCAGCAAUUUCUUGGCGAUUCGUGGUCUCACGGCAGCUGCCAGCAACGAUCGAGAUUGUUCAUUAUCGCCACUGCGCCAGGCCUUACACCUCCACCCCAACCACCGUGCAGCCAUGCUCAUCCUCCAGACAUUUCAACACGCAGUUUGGGUAGGUCCAGCAAUGGGCUACCGUUUGGAAGUCGCAAAGUCAACCCUGAUGUUGCGCUGCCGCAUAUUUCACCACAAGAAGCAGUUGGCGACCUACCUCCUGUCUACGACUCUCAGCCGCAGCUAUGCCCAGCAUUUCCUGACCAUAGAGCAGCCACAAACGAGACCAGCCGAUCUAGAUUGCUUAUGCGAGCAGUGCCUAUCCGACCUCGUGGCAUGACGCUUGUACAAGCCUGGGAGCAGGGUCGAUUGUCCGGCGAGCCACUCCGCUUUUGUGAGAGUAGUGGUCAACUCCGGCAAGCCACUACAUCGAAGAUGUAUGCUCGCGUCCUACCUGACAAGCUCUUCCCCACUAUAGUCACCAGACUAGCAGUUGCGGAUGGCAUGAAUGGACGCUGCUUACAUUGGGAUGAGCAUCGUGUUCUUACGGUAAUGGAAGCAAAGCGAGCUCAAGGAUACCUUGACCAUGAGGUGUUAGUCGGAUCAGCAACGCAACAAGUGAAAAUUGUCGGUAACAGUGUCGAUCGCRGCGYCGCUCUCGUGCUUGGACUUUCGCUUCGUAAGAGCUGGCUAAAGUCUCAUUYCUCGAUUCCGACUGAUAKCAACGAUGUGGACAUGAUGGUCGACGUAGACCUCACAGACGACGAGAUGCUUCAGGAGCGGAAUGGAACUGGCUUCAGUAAUGUGGAGGUUGAUAAUCGGACAGUGAAGAUGUCCUUGACCAUGAGUCGAGAGGAAAUUGAAGGUGUUGAUAAGGUGACCGCUUCUACAGGCAGCACGUUCAAGAAGCUCCUCAGGGUCUUGUCGAGUAGUAAGGAGCAUCAGAUAGCUAGGGAGUCCAUCCAUGGAGCAGCUGGAUAG
Ramularia collo-cygni is the source of this 3705-nucleotide messenger RNA. RefSeq lists its product as uncharacterized. The coding region runs from base 1 to 3705 and encodes 1234 amino acids. The record is from RefSeq and is a predicted model, not a curated record. Gene Ontology annotation, molecular function: methyltransferase activity. Gene Ontology annotation, cellular component: nucleus. Lineage: Eukaryota; Fungi; Ascomycota; Dothideomycetes; Mycosphaerellales; Mycosphaerellaceae. The transcript has a single exon.